AUGACCACUAAAGAAAAAACAGCUUCAGAGAGAUACCAGAAGAUAUCUCAGUUAGAACAUAUUCUUAAAAGACCUGAUACAUAUAUUGGUUCUGUUGAAAUCCAAGAACAAGAACAAUGGAUUUAUGACGAUGAAACAGAUUGUAUGAUGGAGAAACACGUCAAGAUCGUUCCUGGUCUUUUUAAGAUUUUCGAUGAAAUCGUAGUCAACGCUGCAGAUAAUAAAGUUCGUGACCCUACUAUGAAGAGAAUAGACGUUAACAUUAGACCAGAAGAGAAUUUAAUCGAGGUCAAGAAUGAUGGGAAGGGGAUUCCUAUCGAAAUACAUCAAAAGGAGAAAAUUCAUAUCCCAGAAUUAAUUUUUGGCCAUCUGUUAACUUCUUCUAAUUAUGAUGAUAAAGAAAAGAAAGUCACUGGUGGUAGAAAUGGGUAUGGUGCUAAACUUUGUAAUAUUUUCUCUACAGAAUUCAUAUUGGAGACUGCAGAUCCAAUACUUGGGAAGAAAUAUGUCCAAAAAUGGGAAAAUAAUAUGAAUACAUGUCAUCCUCCUAAGAUAACUCCUUAUUCGAAAGGUCAAUCGUAUACAAAGGUAUCCUUCAAACCUGAUCUUUCCAGGUUUAAUAUGGAGGAACUGGAUAAAGAUAUUCUUGGGGUUAUGCGCCGUCGUGUUUACGAUAUUGGAGGUUCUGUUAGUAACGUUAAUGUUUAUUUAGAUGGUAAAUCAUUGAAAAUUAGAAACUUUAAAAACUAUGUUGAAUUAUAUUUAAAUUCAUCAGAGAAAAGCCGACAAUUAGAUAAUGGUGAGGAUGCAAGUAUUCAAUCAAAUACUCCACCAAUUCUCUAUGAAAGAGUUAAUGAAUCCUGGGAAGUAGCGUUCGCAGUAUCUGAUAUUUCUUUCCAACAAAUCUCGUUCGUAAACUCAAUUGCUACAACUACUGGUGGGACACACGUUAAUUAUAUUACAGAUCAAAUCGUUAGGAAAGUGUCAGAUAUUUUGAAGAAGAAGAAAAAGAAGAAUAUCAAACCAUUCCAAAUAAAAAAUAACAUGUUUAUAUUCAUUAAUUGUUUAAUCCAAAACCCAGCUUUCACAUCACAAACUAAGGAACAAAUGACUACAAGAGUUAAAGAUUUUGGUUCCAAAUGUUUAAUUUCCGAUGAUUUUGUGAAUAAAAUAAUGAAAACUGAUUUUGCCACAAAGAUCUCAGAAAUUGUUGACGAGAAUGAAACUAAUGCCUUGAAAAAAUCUGAUGGUACCAGGAAAAGUAGAAUUACUGAUUAUCCUAAGCUAGAAGAUGCUAAUAAGGCAGGUACCAAAGAUGGUUAUAAAUGUACAUUGAUCUUGACUGAAGGGGAUUCUGCCUUGUCAUUAGCUGUUGCAGGUCUUGCCGUUGUUGGUAGAGAUUUUUAUGGCUGCUAUCCUCUUCGUGGUAAAAUGCUUAAUGUCAGAGAAGCAAGUGCAGACCAAAUCCUAAAAAAUGCAGAAAUCCAAGCUAUUAAGAAAAUUAUGGGGUUACAACAUAAAAAGAAAUACGAAGAUACUAAAUCAUUACGAUACGGUCAUCUUAUGAUCAUGACAGAUCAAGAUCAUGAUGGUUCUCAUAUUAAAGGUUUGAUAAUUAAUUUCCUGGAGAGUUCCUUCCCAGGUUUGUUGGAUAUCCCAGGGUUUUUGGUGGAAUUUAUUACACCCAUUAUCAAAGUUACUGUAACUAAGCCAUCCAGACAAGUUAUUGCCUUCUAUAAUAUGCCAGAUUAUGAACAAUGGAGAGCAGAAGAAGCACAGAACUAUACUUGGAAGCAAAAGUAUUACAAGGGUUUGGGUACCUCAUCUGGUCAAGAAGUGCGAGAAUAUUUCAAAGAUCUUGACAAACAUCUGAAAACUUUCCACGCAUUACAAGGUCAUGAUAAAGAUUUGAUUGAUUUGGCUUUUUCGAAAAAGAAAGCAGAUGAUAGAAAAGAAUGGUUAAGACUAUACGAACCUGGUACUGUCUUAGAUCCAAAAAUAUCUGAAAUUCCAAUUAGUGACUUCAUCAAUAAAGAAUUAAUUUUGUUUUCUUUAGCAGAUAACAUUAGAUCUAUUCCAAGCGUCCUUGAUGGUUUCAAACCAGGGCAAAGAAAAGUUUUAUUUGGUUGUUUCAAACGUAAUUUAAGAUCAGAAAUUAAAGUUGCCCAAUUAGCACCAUAUGUUGCAGAAUGUAGUGCAUACCAUCAUGGUGAACAAUCAUUAGCUAUGACCAUUAUUGGUUUAGCUCAAAACUUUGUUGGAUCUAAUAAUAUUAAUUUAUUGAAGCCUAAUGGUGCUUUCGGUACAAGAGCUACUGGUGGUAAAGAUGCUGCAGCUGCAAGAUAUAUUUUCACAGAAUUAAGUAAAAUUACAAGAAAAAUUUUCCAUCCCUCUGAUGAUCCUUUAUUCAAAUAUGUACAAGACGAUGAAACCACCGUUGAACCAGAAUGGUAUCUACCAGUUCUACCAAUGAUUUUGGUAAAUGGUGCUGAAGGUAUUGGUACUGGUUGGAGUACUAAUAUUCCUCCAUUCAAUCCACUUGAUAUCGUGAAGAACUUAAGACAUUUAAUGAAUGGUGAAGAGCUUGAAAAUAUGAUGCCAUGGUUUAAAGGUUGGGGUGGUUCAGUUGAAAAGGUUGAACAUCAGCGUUACAGAAUGUAUGGUAGGAUUGAACAAAUUGGUCCAAACACAUUGGAAAUUACAGAGCUGCCUGCAAAAACUUGGACGUCAACUAUUAAGGAAUACUUGUUACUAGGUAUUAGUGGGAAUGAAAGGACAAAACCUUGGAUUAAAGACAUGGAGGAACAGCAUGGGAAUGACAUCAAGUUCAUUAUCAAACUGACACCAGAAGAAAUGGAAAAGACUAGGAAAAUUGGUUUCUACGAAAGAUUCAGAUUGAUUUCCCCUAUAAGUUUAAUGAAUAUGGUAGCUUUCGAUCCAAGAGGUAAGAUAAAGAAGUAUGAAAGUGUGUUUGACAUUCUAACGGAAUUUUUCUACGUUAGGUUGGAAUACUAUCAAAAAAGAAAAGAUUUCAUGAGUGAGAGAUUACAAUGGGAAGUUGAAAAAUUAUCAUUUCAAGUUAAAUUUAUUAAGAUGAUCAUUGAGAGAGAACUCAUUGUGACUAACAAACCACGUAAGAAUAUUAUUAAAGAAUUAGAAGAGUUUGGCUUUCCAAGAAUUAAUAAAGAUGGGAAGCCAUAUUAUGGUUCAAUUGCCCAGAAAGUUGAGGAAUUGAUUGAAGAGGAUGAGGAAGCUGAAGAAAUAGACAAUGAUGAAGAUGUGCUUACAGAUGAUGCAAUUAUUAAUGGACCUGAAGAAGCUUACGGUACAUUUGAAUAUCUUUUAGGUAUGCGUAUCUGGUCUUUAACUAAAGAAAGGUAUGAACAAUUAUUGAAACAAAAAAAAGAAAGGGAGAUAGAAUUAGAGGAUUUGUUAAAAUUAUCUGCCUCCGAUCUAUGGAAUAUUGACUUGGACGACUUCAUGAAAUCCUACGAAGAAUUCCUUGUUCUGGAUGAAGAAUAUAGAAAUGGUUCUGAAGCCAGUGGUUCUAAGACUAAAGGAAAACGUAAAAGAAAAAAUGCGGAUUCUGAUGACUAUACACCUGCUAAGAAAACGAAAACGGCUAAAAAGGCGAUAAGUAAGACUAAACUAGAAGAUUUGAAUUUUAAAAGAACUCUACUGGAACCUAAGGCAGUCGUAAAAUCUAAACGAAUAACAAAGGUUAAAUCAGAAACACCUUUAUUAACCACAUCGCCAUCCUUACAAAUGAUUAAGAAAGAAGGUCGUACUCGUACUUCGAUGUCGCCAGCUUCUCCUGAUGUUCUCGGACAAGAAGAACCCAAGGACUCCAUGAGCGCAUUUUCUGACAAGUUUAAGAAACUGACCAAGGCAUUCGAUAACGUUGAUGAGAAUGCGUCACUAACAGAGCUAGCAACCGAAACUGGGACUAAGGAACCUACACCAAUAAAGGAAAAACCAGUGGUAAAGAAACAGGCUGCUAAGAAAGCGCCUGCACCCAAAGUACCAAAGACACCUAAAACUUUUGAACUGAGCGACGAAAGCGAUUUAGAAAUAGUUGAUCAAGCUGGAAACUCCGAUAGUGAUGAAGAGGAAGAAGUGGUAAUGCCCAGAAGACAAAGAGUAACCCGCGCUGUUACUCCGAAAAAGUCAUACGUAGAACCAAUCGAAUUAUCUGAUGAUAGUUUUGUUGAAGAGGAUGAGCCAGCUGAUUCCGAUGAAUCUUUUGAUGGGGAUUUCAAUUGA
Messenger RNA from Naumovozyma dairenensis CBS 421, 4263 nucleotides. RefSeq names its product DNA topoisomerase 2 (gene TOP2). Lineage: Eukaryota; Fungi; Ascomycota; Saccharomycetes; Saccharomycetales; Saccharomycetaceae. Gene Ontology annotation, biological process: sister chromatid segregation; resolution of meiotic recombination intermediates; DNA topological change. The record is from RefSeq and is a predicted model, not a curated record. The transcript has a single exon. Gene Ontology annotation, molecular function: DNA binding; ATP binding; DNA topoisomerase type II (double strand cut, ATP-hydrolyzing) activity. Gene Ontology annotation, cellular component: nucleus. Bases 1 to 4263 code for a protein of 1420 amino acids.